CGCAGCAGACAGCAGCGCCUAGCCAACAGCAGCAGCAGCUUUGCAAACGCGGAACGCCGCAGUCGACGAAACAAUAUUAUUGUACCUACUCUACAGCUCCACUAUAACUGUCUGCUGAUAACUCUGCCUCCGUCGGUGUUGCGUGUGUGUGUGUGUGUGUUUUUGUUGUUGUUGUGUGUCAUAAACGUAUGCGCUCGGAUUUCGUGCCGUCCUAUCUGCGAUCGAGCGCUCGUCGCGUUAACGUAUCCGCCGUCGUCGGGACCGUGUACCGCCGCCGCCGUUGUGCUGAUCCGGAGAGUGCACAUCGUAUUGCGUGUUCGCCGCGCCACCGCGUUUGUCGUCGCUCGCCGUAAAAGCGGUCAAGCGUUUUUCCUGUACAUUGUUGUACGUCGUUGUACGGUCUUGUUGCGCGUUGACGGCGAUCGCGCGCGCCGUUAACGAUCCGGUCAUUUUGCGCUCUCGGGGCUCGGCCGCCGCGCCAACCCCAUAUUGGACAUGACCGCGGCCUUACCGUGAAAACGCCGCUCGCUCGCAAAUAUUGCCCCCGCACACCACUUAUGGUCGACAAUUUUGGAUUUCGGCAGGUUCGCGCGCCCGCAGACCGCCGCGGAUGUGAUGCCCAUCGUCCGCACCUCGAUCGACGCCAACGGACGAUACGACAGCUGUGACCGCCGCAGUCGAUACGUUAACCGUAUAUAAUAAAAUGAAUUAACAAUAAUAUGGACGAAAAGAAAAAAUCUGCCGUUGGUGUUUCAAACACCGCACUAACUACAGUCAAACUACAAAAAGUCAAAGAGAGCGGUGAUCGCAAACAAAAGAAUGAUAAUGUUUGGAGCAUUUCGAAAGUAACGAGAGGCGCUGCCAAAAAUGCAAACGCAAAAAAAGUCGCAAAGCACGCAUUGCGGCAACAAGCGAAACGCCGACGUAAAAACACUACCAUCGCUGCCGGAAAUGUAGCGCCGCUGCCGAGGAUAAUUAUUCCUCCUAGUCAAACUAGUGCCGACGAAGGAGAAUCUAGAGUUCCGACCAUGUUGGAAGUGUUAUCUUCCAUUCCGGGAUUUAGUUUGGUGAAACCGCGUAAACGUCCUGGCUCAAAAAAACUGUCGGCCGCCGCCCAAUUAGAACAAGCCAAAGUCGAAGGUUGCGUCGAUUUGGAAACACCGGAUUCCGUACUCGCGCAAAUCAAUUUGAGAUCUCUGCUAAAUAAACAAACGUUUUCCAUGCUGCCGCGUCUCUAUCAACACAAACUUGUCCAGUUGUUACCACACGUUGAUCGAGAAAAUAUCGCCGAGGCACAAUCUGAUUUCAGACCCUUUUUGAAUGCAUCAGUUUUGAAUAAUGAGUUUUUCGCCCAAGCCUGUCUCGAAUGGACGGAGAGACUGGCCGAGGGUGAGUUCACUCCCGAGAAUCAGCAAAAAAUGAAAAUGGACAUUGAUCGUGAAAAAAGCAAAUUAGAUCCGUGGAAGUUAAAAAACUUUGAGCCGAUAUGGGGUGAAAAUAAACUCGCAAAUUUUAACACACCUCCUUCAAAUUUGAUGACCAGCCCAAAAGCGACUAAAAGAAAGAUGGUCAGUAGUCCGCCUGUACAGUCUCCGACUUCGACAAUUAGCGUUGCACCGUGCAUAUCGUCGGACGAUAGUAAAAACAGCAGUGCUCUGUUCGAGACGAUUUGGGAUUCUGUGGAUUCCACGACGGACUGUGUUGCCGAAGAAGAACUCGUCGAAGAAGUCACCAUGGAAAAUGCUGACGACAUGGAGGUGGUCGAGGAGGAGACGUCCCCGGCCGAAGUAAUAGACAUCACAGAAGACGAAGUUGUUAUGAGUAACAACGACAUGUUGGAUGAUAAGUGCUCAGUGGAAAAUUGGCCAAUUACCGAAAUUAGUAAUCAAUUGGAAGCAACUAUUCCCGAUUAUGAUUGUGUUUCGGCGUCAAAUGACAGAGAAAUGGAAGCCAGCGAAAUACAAUUGGAAUUGGAAGUUACUUUAACCCAAAAAAUUGAAAAUGUGAAUUCAGCCGCUCUGUCAACAGCUGCUAAACUAAAAAAAGAAGAGUUAAUUAGCAAACAUUCUGAAAUCAUCGUGGAGCCAACGAUUAAUUCGCUACUUACAAUUGAUGAACCUGAUCAAGUCGUUGCCGCUCACUGUUCGCCGCCAUUAUCAAAAACGUCGAUUCUUUCUUCUGCCAGCUUGUCCACCACUUCAUUGCUGAAAAUAACCACGAGUCCUAGCGUGCUGAACAAGCUGUCAUUCGUGAGUCCAGUUUCACACACAGUCACUACGACUAGUGGAAACAAAAUUAACGCAAUGGUUUCUUCGUCUAAACCUCAAAUAUUGGUAAGCUCAAACAAUAACGGGACAUCCAGAUCUAAUAGAACGGCAACAUCGAAACAACCGCCGGGUGCUGUUAAUUUAGAAAGAAGUUACCAAAUAUGUCAAGCUGUCAUACAAAACAGUCCGAACCGUAAUCAAUUAAGGUGCCAAUUGAAACCGCCUCCGUCGAUGCUCGUGGGAAAGCAAACUUUCAUGCGAAACUUACCUCCUACGAAAUCCAUACGCAGUAUGAAUGUGCCUAACGUUCCACAACCCGUAGUUGUUAAACACGUGUUUGCAUCGUCUCGCGGCAUUCCAGUUACCAUGUCGGUUUUACCGUCGUACGCAUCGGGUCAACAAAAACAACAAAUUCAACAACACCAGAGACUACACCAACAGCAGCAGCACCAGCGUCUCACCGAAAAACAAAUGGGACAAUACGUGCUGGUGCAGCGAUCGGGAGGUAUAACCGGAAUACGUCGUUCGUCCAGCGCGCCGCCGAUCAACAACAAAAUGCCACAUAUCAUAAACGGCGGCCGGCCGGCGAGUGUGGGCAUACAAGUAUCGACUUAUCCGACGUCGCAACAAAAAACCGAUUGUUCUUGUAGCCUCAACGCCAUGGUGGAGUGUAAAAAAUGUGGAGCGUUCUGCCAUGACGAUUGUAUAGGGCCACCCCAUGUCUGCGUAACAUGUCUUAUCCGAUAGGUCGAGUCAGGUUGUAUGUGUUCACAAACGCACAAUUAAUUAUAAUAUUAUCAUUUACGUAUGAUAUGUAUCAGUCAACGAGUCUUAGUGUUUUAUUAUGUUUAAUUCGAUAUACAUAUGUAUAUAUAUAUAUAUAUAUAUAUAUAUAUAUAUAUAUAUAUAUGUGUGUGUGUGUGUGUCUAUUACUACUAGCUACUCGGUUGAAGUAUCAAUUUUAUCUAAAGAAACCAAUUUUUAAUUUUUUUUUCUUUUUUCGGUCAACGUUCACUGACAUAAGUGCUGUUUCGUGUAAAGUAACCCUCAUUGUACGAAAUCUCUAAGCUAUUCAAUUUCAAUUUUAAUUAACAAAUAUUAUGUGCCCUACUUUAUUGUUACUUUUUGUCUCUUAUUUUUCACUUUCCAUAAUAUAAAAAAUAUACACUUGUUUC
Molecule: messenger RNA, 3442 nt
Organism: Adelges cooleyi (spruce gall adelgid)
Lineage: Eukaryota; Metazoa; Arthropoda; Insecta; Hemiptera; Adelgidae
Gene: Asx
Product: putative Polycomb group protein ASXL3
Exons: 11
Coding region: 720-3014 (764 amino acids)
Biological process (GO): positive regulation of transcription by RNA polymerase II; animal organ morphogenesis
Cellular component (GO): PR-DUB complex
Molecular function (GO): DNA binding; chromatin binding
Source: RefSeq, a predicted model, not a curated record